Hypoxylon trugodes is the source of this 689-nucleotide messenger RNA. RefSeq lists its product as uncharacterized. The record is from RefSeq and is a predicted model, not a curated record. NCBI's taxonomy places the organism in Eukaryota, Fungi, Ascomycota, Sordariomycetes, Xylariales, Hypoxylaceae. The transcript has 4 exons. Bases 95 to 619 code for a protein of 174 amino acids.
CACAGGUUGUAAAAAUUAUAUAAAGCGUCAUGUGGUUGUCAAUGUAAGGCGCAGUAAGCACAUUGAUUAGAAAUUCGGACAGAUCAUUGAAACCAUGGCUGAGUACGAUAUUCAGACCUACCUACUCGACAGAGCCAAUGUGCACGAUACCGUCACACGGCUUUGUCUGAAUCUCGACCUACGAUCCAACGAAGGCCUUGUCAACGAUGUCUAUGCUUCACAGGUAGUCAUUGACUACACCUCCAUGUUCGGUGGCAAGCCGUUGGAGACGACGAGCGAGGAAUGGGCCACGAGCCUCAAGCCUAGCAUGAACCGAUUCGAUGGGCAGCAGCACAUUGUCACUGGCUUAUUGAUUAAGCUCCCGCAGCCUGCGAAAGGAGUCGCCAGACCUGACAAAUGCUCCGUCGUCGCGAACGUGACCGGACACUUAGUCCGCAAAGCUGCACGAGGUGGUCCUAUCAUGCAUAAUGGAGGCCGAUAUGUCCUCGAUCUCGUGCGGCUACCGGAGCUAGAACAGAAAGGGGUGAACCCUUGGAGAAUCAGCAAACAGGUCACCGUCUUGUCGUGGGAGGAUGGUAGCUCCGAUGUCAUGGCCGCCGUUGCGAGUAUCGGGAAUUGAGCCGCAACCCGCGAUUACGGCGACAAGGAUUGGCUUGAAACAUGAUGCUCUUACUUGGUCGCAAGUGACU